AUGCAAGUUCUAGGAAAUGAUGAAGAUCUGAUCUUCAUCCCUGCUCUCCAAAGAGAACAUGAGCCUCCCGAGUUAGAGUCUGAGGAAGAAACAGCUCUGACUCAAGAACUAGAGAUUCCAGAGGGAGAGGAUGAGGAAGAGAAUGAUGAAGAGAAGGAGGCUGACAUUGCUGAGGAGAAUGAAGACCUUUGCCCAAAGGAAGAGGAUGUAGAGUAUAUACAGGGUACUCCAGGAUGUAAGACCUGCAGGUUCCUGGUUGUCAGGAAGGCAAGGAGAUUCAGAAGAGCUCGGCACAUCUGCAGACGUUGCUAUAAGGGCCAUCUGGUCUCUAUCCACAGCUUCCAAACCAACAACCGAAUCCUCUGUUCAGUUAGAGGAAUCAACCGGGGUCAGGUCUGGAUUGGAGCCAAACUCAAGGGCUGGUUUUGCAAAAGAUUUCGAUGGAUUGACGGGAGUUCUUGGACAUUUUCUAACUGGGCAGCAGGCCAACCUGGAAGAGGUGGGGGCCGCUGUGUAGCCUUAUGUACCCGAGGGGGCCAUUGGCGCCGAGCCCCAUGCCGCCGUCGCCUACCUUUUGUCUGCUCUGUCUGAGCUGGUUCCACUGAAGAAUUCAGUCGAGACCCACAUGAUGAUGCCUCUGCAGAACCUGAUUCAAACCCUGGCUCUUCCCCUUUGCUUUUUCUGUUUCCCUGAAAUAAACCAGAUUUCUUAAAGCUCAAAA
Molecule: messenger RNA, 721 nt
Organism: Monodelphis domestica (gray short-tailed opossum)
Lineage: Eukaryota; Metazoa; Chordata; Mammalia; Didelphimorphia; Didelphidae
Source: RefSeq, a predicted model, not a curated record